UUAAAAAUAUGAUGAAAUAUGUUUCACAAUACAGUGUCAGGUUGUUCUCCACAAUUGUACAUGAGGUAUUUGUCGGAAAACACAAUGAAAGUAUAGAGUAGAGAUUUGUUUAUGAGAAAAUAGUUAUUCCAAUGUAAAAGAAUCAUCUGUACAAAUGAUGGAAAAGGCUUACGACGUUAAUGGUGUUAACGGAGAAAGAGUUGCACAAACCAGAAGUGACGCCGUCGUGACGUCAUCGGUGGACGAUGCCGCUACGCCGGAUGUUGCGCGGCAGACAUCAAUCAAUGAUAGUCAGGCGUCCGUCACGGUGGAGGAGGCAGAUACGUCCGGUCUGCCGAUAGACAGAGGUUGGGCAUGGGUGGUAUUAGCUGCAUGUACAUUCGAGAUCACGGUGUACGGCGGCAUGAUGCGCUCCUUCGGCGUAUUCUUCCUGCAGUACCAGAUGCGCUUCCAGUCAAACGCCUCCCAGACAGCCAUCACCAACCUCAUCCAGAACCUGGUGCUCAGCGUUACUGCCCUGUUCGUGAUGACCAUUGGUCUCCAGAGGUUUUCUAGCCGGGUGGCGGUGUGUGCCGGGGGCCUCCUUACUGUAAUCGGCUACGUCAUUUCCGCAUAUGCAACUGAUAUAGCUUUCCUCUACUUCGGCAUGGGGGUUCUUGGAGGGGCAGGACUUGCGUUGAUUCACCCUCCCAUGUUGGCAAUCAUAGGCGCCUACUUCAACCGACACCGAGGUCUCGCCAACAGCAUAUUCACGGCCGGCGGCUCCCUCGGCGGCCUUAUCUGGCCAUCAGUGGUCGUCCGCCUCUUCGAAGAGUAUGGAUACUCAGGCGCAAUGCUCAUAGUCUCCGGAAUGCUUAUGAACAUCUUAGUCGCCGGGGUGCUUAUGCGCCCGCUGGAGCUUUUUCAGAAAGAGUGUCAGAGAAGGGCACCGGCAAAUAACAGCGAUGAACUAAUUAGUGAUGAUUUGCAUGGAAGAGAUUUAAACAAUGACAAGAGAAGUACACUGCUGGAAUCUUUUGAUGAUACGCCAAUCAGUAUUGAGGAAACACAUGGACUUAUUGUGGAUGCUACCGUUGACCUUGAUCAUGUUCAUGGUAGUAUGGAUAAUUUGAGUAAAAAGAAAGCACGUUCUAUUAUAGAUAUAACGGGUUCAAUAACAGACAUGCGGGGAUCAAAAACGAAUUUAAAUGGAUCAAGACAUAACGUCAAUGGCUCAACAAAAAUUGAAUUCAUGCGAAUGAAAUCUUACGAUCCCGAGAUAGGCCGUUAUGUAACCCCAGGAUCACCCAUGAUUGAACGAAUUCGGAGACCACGGACUAUAUCCGAAAGUGGGGGUUCACAAUUAACUCAUCGCUUGAGCGGAAGUAAAAGUCAAUUGUCAAGAGUAAUUGACGCCGUGAAUAGAUCCAAAGUUGCGAUCUACACCAGUGACGCUGGCUUAUGUGGUUCAUUUCUGGACCUUAACAUUGACAUGGUAGAAAAGGCAAAAUCGGAAGUUGAUGUCCGUGGAGAUAACGUAAGUGAGAAAAGUGAUAAAGCCUGCUGUCUGCCGUGCAGAAGUUGCGUUAAGGACGUCAUGUGUACCGUCUUUGACGUGUCCCUUUUAAAGAACCCACUAUUUCUAGUAUUUUUACUCAUGGCUUUUUGUACUUUGUCUGGAGUCGGGCUAGUGCCGGUUUAUGUCCCCACCCACGCCAAGGACGUUGGACUAACAAACCAGCAAAUAGGCGUCCUGAUUUCCAUAACGGCGGCCACAGACCUGGUGGCCAAGAUAUUAUUUGGGUUCAUAGCGGAUCGGAAGUGGAUACAGCGACCGGUCAUCCUGGCAAGCACUUCCAUUCUGCUCGGCACUGCCUGCCAUUUAGCGCGCUAUAUGACAAACUUCAUCACCGUUCUCAUUUUUACACUCAUAGCUGGGGUGUGUUGCGGCCAGUAUAUCUCAAUGUAUGCGAUCCUCCUGAUGGACGUAAUCGGAGUUGACAAGUUUAAGCAGUCCUUGGGCUUCGGGACUCUCGUGCAUGGAGUAUCCGUGGCCAUCUUCUUCCCCGUCGCUGGUCUGCUGCGGGACUACACCGGGUCGUACGUUUCGUCCUUCCAUCUGGUAGGCGGUCUGGCCUAUAUCGGGGCUUUCCUAGUGGUCCUCAUCGAAAGGCUCAAGUCCCCACCAUCAGACAAGGCAUAGUGAAAGAAACUCAUCAGUGUUCACGCUCUCAUCCACAGUCAUAAAAUAGCCCAAACGGCAUGAACAUUUUAAGAACACUGUUUUCGGGUCAAUAUUUCCCAUUACUUGCAGUCAGAGGGGCGGGGGGCGACAACAGUUCGUUGACAAUGCAUACAAUGAAACUUGUUCCCGUGGUAGGGCGGGAACAGGGAACAAUGUGUUAACAAAAUAACUGAAGAUGUCCUUAGUCACUUACUAUAUAAUAUAACAAUAUUUAGAAUAAAAACAAGUUAAGUUUUAA
Mya arenaria is the source of this 2462-nucleotide messenger RNA. Its product is annotated as monocarboxylate transporter 12-like. NCBI's taxonomy places the organism in Eukaryota, Metazoa, Mollusca, Bivalvia, Myida, Myidae. Gene Ontology annotation, molecular function: monocarboxylic acid transmembrane transporter activity. Bases 155 to 2182 code for a protein of 675 amino acids. Gene Ontology annotation, biological process: monocarboxylic acid transport; transmembrane transport. The record is from RefSeq and is a predicted model, not a curated record. The transcript has 6 exons.